GUUUAAUAAAGUUAGUAAGUGGUGUUGUUUUACAUUUUAGUCCCAGUAAUUAUCUCAAAUAAGAUAGCAUUGAUUCGACGUUUGUGCUCUGCGCAUGUCCCUUCAGGCUUGCCGUAGGUUGAUGUUCCGGAGCGGUCAAACGGUGUCGGUCAAAGUUUAGUUACACUCGUGCUGACUGCAUCAAGGCAGCCGAAACCGCUCACGGUUCUCCACGAUGACAGCACGGAAUAUUUCCCGGUUCUGGGAAUGGGGGAGGAAGAUCAUUUGCGUUGGGAGAAACUAUGCGGAUCACGCCAAAGAGCUGAAAAACGCGAUUCCUAAGGAGCCUGUCUUGUUCCUGAAGCCUCCUACUGCAUAUGUGAGAGAGGGCUCGCCUAUCUUGGUGCCCCUUUACACCACUAAUCUGCACCAUGAAGUGGAGCUGGGGGUGGUGAUCGGGAAAGGGGGCACGGCCAUCCCGCAGUCCGCCGCUAUGGAGCAUGUUGCGGGUUAUGCUCUGUGCUUGGACAUGACAGCCCGAGACAUCCAGGACGAGUGCAAGUCCAAAGGUCUGCCCUGGACCAUGGCCAAGGCUUUCAACACCUCCUGUCCUGUCAGCGAGUUCAUCCCCAAAGAGCGCAUCCCUGACCCGGGGAAGGUCAGCCUGUGGCUGAAAGUAAAUGAUCAGCUUCGACAGAGCGGCUGCACCUCUCAGAUGAUCUUCUCCGUCCCAUAUCUCAUCAGCUACAUCAGCGACUUCAUCACCUUGGAGGAAGGGGAUCUCAUCCUGACCGGGACCCCUAAAGGAGUCUCCGCCGUGCAGGAGCACGAUGAGCUGCAGGCUGGGAUCGAGGACAUUGUUACGAUGAGCUUUACAGUAGACAGACAAGACCAUUAGCGGGAAAAGAGACUUAACUGAGGCAGAUGAGAUAAAGACUCGUGAAGAGAAGUUUGAACUUCAGCAGCUUUCUUGUCCAUGUCUACAACCCUAAACGCACCAAGGUGCUGUCACCAUCAACUCAGAACAACAUCUCUGGGCGGAAGCAACAUCUCGGAUCAGUUGGCUGCGGUUGUGAGGUCUCACAAUCUGCUAUGUGAGCAAAAAAGAGUGACAAGACCACAGAAUCGACGGCUAAUAACAUCACGGAGAAACUCGCAGCUAUUAACGGGAGAUUGAGAGACCAGUGUCGGAGUGUUAAAAACAGCUUGAAAUUCUCAUGAGUUGUUUGCAAAAGAAAAAUUACCAUCAUAAUGCGGCUACCC
Messenger RNA from Haplochromis burtoni (Burton's mouthbrooder), 1242 nucleotides. It is a transcript of the gene fahd1, whose product is annotated as fumarylacetoacetate hydrolase domain containing 1. Gene Ontology annotation, molecular function: acetylpyruvate hydrolase activity. The transcript is spliced from 2 exons. The record is from RefSeq and is a predicted model, not a curated record. NCBI's taxonomy places the organism in Eukaryota, Metazoa, Chordata, Actinopteri, Cichliformes, Cichlidae. Gene Ontology annotation, cellular component: mitochondrion. Bases 215 to 877 code for a protein of 220 amino acids.